Messenger RNA from Triticum aestivum (bread wheat), 1779 nucleotides. RefSeq lists its product as uncharacterized. The transcript has 3 exons. The record is from RefSeq and is a predicted model, not a curated record. Bases 1111 to 1614 code for a protein of 167 amino acids. Lineage: Eukaryota; Viridiplantae; Streptophyta; Magnoliopsida; Poales; Poaceae.
UUAGGGACAUAUUGUGGUCGACGUAUCCACACAUGUAUUACGGUCUCCGGUUAAUACAAUUAUAGCAUGAACAAUAGACAAUUAUCAUGAACAAGGAAAUAUAAUAAUAACCAUUUUAUUAUUGCCUCUAGGGCAUAUUUCCAACAGUCUCCCACUUGCACUAGAGUCAAUAAUCUAGUUCACAUCACUAUGUGAUUGUAAUGAAUCCAACACCCAUGGGGUUCUUCUGCAAUUAGGGCUGCAAACGGGUCGAGUUCGAGCGAGUUGGACCUGGCUCAGCUCAACUGAUAUUAAAAUUCGAGCGAGUUCAAACUGAGUGAGUCUCAAGAUCGAGCCGUAGAACAUGACUCGUGCUUGACUUGUAACGAUCUCGAGUCGAUCUCGAGCUAGUUUCGAGCUAAAUAAGAUGGUAAAAUUUAUAAAUUUGUGGUGAUUAUUCCAACUAGAUAAGGACACAACACGACACAACUUUGUACGACAAUCUCGUCGUGCUCGGGAGAGCUCAUCUUGGUCUCUUGGGCAAACUAGCAAUAGAUGGUGGUCUUCAUGGACGAAAAACAAGAAAACGAAAAUGCGUAUGAUGAGAAAUUUUCCCGAAAAUAACAGGAUAUUUAACACAUACACGACCACGUAUCAUAAUUAGACCUAAAUCUUCUCUGCACUUAAUUAACCUUCCAUGUUUGCUGGUAAAUAAAAUGGAGAAAAAUCAUGCACAUCAUAUAUGGUAACAAAUUAUCUUAUUUUCAUUUAAUAUAUCACAUGAUCAUUUAACAUAAAUAUUAUGUCGAGCUAUCGAGCUAAAUCGAGCGAGCCAAUAUUGGCUCAAGAUCGACUCAUUCCUCGGUCGAGCUACAUAAAAUGUUCAAAGUCAGCUCGUUUCUUUUCGAGUCGAUCUCGAGUCGAGCCAAAAAACGUGUCGAUCUCGAGCGGCUCGCGAGCCUCGAGCUUUUCUUGCAGCCCUAUCUGCAAUAAACUCAAAUCUGAAGAAUUGCAUGAUGAAGACAUUUUCAUCUGCUUCAUGUGUAUUGACUUGUCACUUUCUUGUGUCCAAAUUCAAGCCUUUCUCCCAGUCCCAAAUAUCUCCACAUUUUCAGAGAUUGUAGUUCUAUCAUGAACUAUGAUUUAUCUAGAUUGGUAUAUGAGAGUCUCCUUGGCAGUAUUAAGAAGUUUAAGGAUUCUACGAAGGUUGCUUCUAAGAGAUCAGUGACAUUUGGCGGUUGUCACUACACAUUCGCUAUCUUGUAUCUUGACCAUGUGCAUUUUGGGCUGAAUUCUCUACCUGAUAUCAAGCCUAGGAUACUUGUCUGGAGAGGUAAUACAGUUAAGCAUUUCUCGGAACUAGAUAAGAACAAUAGUCGCUCUUAUGGAAAGAGGCCUCUGAAGCGUUUAUCCCCGUCUGUCUAUGCACUGAAGUCUUGUGAGAGGAAUUAUUGUUCAGGAGCUCAUACCUAUGUUCCUUUUGCCAAGAAGAUAUCAACCUCAGAAGAUAUUGCUGCAGUUAGUUUUGAUGUGUCAUUUGCAUCUAAAGUUGAAUCAGCUUAUGCACCUCAGAGAGGAAUUUCGAAGUUUGAUUUUCGCUGUAAUACUGGUCAUGUCCUCUUCCAGAUUUUUUGACUGUAGUACCUGAUGGUUUAUAGUGUAGUUAUUUCUUGAUUUGGCUCUGUUAUACCCAGUGGAAUUCCACUGCAUGCUAAUUGGUUUUACAUAGUAGUUUACACUGUAAUUUUAGUACUUUCUUACUGGAUUUUACUGUAUUUGUAAUCAGGGUUUUCAGUGUUU